Ilex paraguariensis (yerba mate) is the source of this 1564-nucleotide messenger RNA. The record is from the annotation of a GenBank genome assembly. NCBI's taxonomy places the organism in Eukaryota, Viridiplantae, Streptophyta, Magnoliopsida, Aquifoliales, Aquifoliaceae.
AAGAUCAAAUUGGUUCCUAUUGACCUUCAAAACAGACCCGCUUGGUACAAAGAGAAAGUUUACCAUGUAAACAAGGUAUUGUUUUGUUCCUAUAUAUUUAAGUAUUUGGAUGGACUUGUUUGAUUGUCACUUCUCAUAUUUUGUUCUGAAAACCAUUGAUAUGAGUGAAGAAGUCUUUAUGGUUAACUAAAUAUUUGAUCACUUGGGUCGAAGUUGCAAUCCCGACGAAUGUGUGCUUCCUAUUUUAACUCUUUGAAGGGAAGUUGUUCUCAAUUUUUGCUGAUUGUGUCCUUGUCUCUGUUCUUACGUUCAUCCACAACAAACCUCUUUAUAAUUUUGUGAAUCCUCGCUGUGUUGAAUUCUAUCUCAGUGAUGUUAUAAGCUCAGUCACCAAUAUUGUCGUCACUUGAAAGGCAAUUGUCACCUAAUUUCACAUGCCCUGCCCUUUGCAUUUUUUAUGCAGUAUUGACUUUGGAAUUAAGUUUCUGAGCUUAUGCUUCAAUUUAGUAUGAUAAAAAAUAAAGUGGUUGAGAGGAUGUGGACUUUGUGUUACUAAAUAUAUUCGUUGGCGUGUAAGGUGCUCGGAUGGUGAUAGUAAUGUUAAUGGUAGGGAUAUUUAGAAAUCAGUUGAUUGGAGGGCAAUUUUUCUUUUGUAAUAUGAAACUUAUUCAUACGUCGUGAUGAUUGGGGACCCAUGUGCUGACACUGUUGAAUCAAUUAACCCGAGAAACUUGAUUAUGAGUCCUCGUCCUCCCGAUAAUUAGCUUUAUCAUCCGUUGAAUUCUUUUUCUUAAAUUGUAGCGAAUAUUUCCUCUCUGAAUCACCAUCUUGGCUAUUAUUGAUGAAUUUAUUUUGGCAAUAACUGCUUGUAGAUCCUUUUCGCAUGUUCAUCCAAGCAUUUGAGUAAUUUUAGCAUAAGGAGCAUAAAACCUUAUUCAGAUGCAUGAUCUUCCCUUGGUGUUCAUUCCUGACUUUUCCUUUUCUACAGGUUCCAGCUUUGGAACAUGAGAACAAAAUCAUUGGAGAAAGUUUAGAUAUAAUCAAAUAUGUAGACAGUCACUUUGAAGGACCUGCACUUUUACCAGAUGACCCCGCCAAAAAAGAGUUUGCUGAAGAGCUUAUAUCCUACUCUGAUACAUUUGUCAAAGGAGUGUUUACUUCAUUUAAAGGAGACGCAGUGAAAGAAGCUGGUGCUGCUUUUGAUUACUUGGAAACAGCUCUUCAUAAAUUUGAUGAUGGGCCUUUCUUCCUCGGCCAAAAAUUCAGUCUGGUGGACAUUGUCUAUGCUCCUUUCCUUGAAAGGCAUCAAAUCUUCUUCCAAGAUGUUUGGAGCUAUGAUAUCAGGUCAGGCAGGCCUAAAAUUGCGGCAUUCAUGGAGGAGAUGAACAAGAUUGGCGCUUACACGCAGACAAAAUGUGAUCCCAAACUGCUUGUUGAGGCCUACAAGCGCAUGUUUUUGGUAAAUCCCUAUUGUCCUAAUGUCGGGCUUUCUUCUCUUGAAGAAGGCAGAUUAAGAGUGCUAACUCUUUGGCUAUAUUUUGCUUCCCUGCAGGCUCAGAAGUAA